GAUCAUAUGACAGUAACGUGAUUGCUAGACUGCUGAAACAACACUUGUGUGUGUGCAGUGUAUGUCAGGACAGGCACCAUGGCUGAUAGAGAAGCAGACCCCAGCCUUAGGUACCACAACAAGGUGGUCAUAGUAACCGGAGGGACAAAGGGCAUCGGGGAAGCGGUUGUCAGGGCAUUUGUGAAGAAUGGAGCUUCAGUCGUGUUUUGUUCAAAAGAAGAAACAGCAAGUGACCUUGAGAAUGAGCUUUCUGAAUGUGGACCAGGGUCUGCUGUCUAUGUGUCUUGUGAUGUAACAAGAGAGGAUGAUAUCAAGAGGCUGAUUGAAGUAGCUGUAAAAACGUUUGGACAAAUAGACUGUCUGGUCAACAAUGCUGGAUGGCAUCCUCCAGACCAGAUAAUUGAUGACACAAGUGCACAGGAGUUUCAAAACCUUUUAAACUUGAAUCUUAUUGGCUACUUCCUGACUGCAAAGUAUGCUUUGCCCCACCUAAGAAAAACACAGGGAAACAUCAUCAAUGUCUCAAGCUUAGUUGGAAUCAUUGGUCAGAAACACGCCAUACCCUACGUUGCCACAAAGGGAGCAGUAACUGCAAUGACCAAGGCAAUGGCGAUAGAUGAAAGUCAGUACAGUGUGAGAGUGAACAGCAUAUCUCCAGGAAACAUAUGGACACCACUUUGGAAGGAACUCUCCAGUCAUGCUGCUAAUCCUGAUGUUAUGAUUCUAGGAGGAAAAGAUGCCCAGUUACUUGGUCGUAUGGGCACAGCGGAUGAGUGUGCCAAAGCUGUACUUUACCUGGCAGCAGAAGCCACAUUCUGCACAGGCAUUGAUCUUCUCCUUACCGGUGGAGCUGAAUUGAAUUACGGUUGUAAAAAUCAACAGAUGAGCCAAAACAGCAUUUACAACUGACUGUCUAUUGGACAACUGAUGUAUGAAAACUGAAGGCCAGGAAAAUAGGGUGUGACCUAUAGCAUCCAAUCAUAUUCUCACUGUACAUUUUUUUGGAAGUUUAUAAAAUGAAAGCAAAUAUGUAGCUGGUUGCAUUGCCACUGUUAAAGUAUUUCCAGUUUUGGCAGCGGUUUUUCUGAAUAUAUCACAAAUUGCCAUCCACUGGCAUCUGUGUAUGCCGCCUAUCUAAUGCUAGUUUGUGUCAGAAUGUAGACAAUAGCAAGUAUGCAUGGUAUAAUCAAAUUUAAUGGAAGUCUGUGUCUCUGUCAGUAUGAUCACAUCAAGAUAACACAUUAGUGGCUCUAUAGUGGUUCCAGGUCACUGACUCGGCUUUGACUGAUUAAGUAGUGAAAAAAAAGGACAAUCAUUGUGUUAUGAUACUAAUGAGAAAGCACAACCGUAUGUGAGCCAAUAGAACUAACCAAUUUGCAGAAUUAUACAUGAAAACAAGUUUUAUUAAACAUGGGCCUCACUUUAUAAUUGCUUGAAGCUUGUGGUAUUAACACAUUAAAAAGGGAUACUGUUACUUUUU
This is a messenger RNA of Rana temporaria (common frog), 1480 nucleotides long. It is a transcript of the gene HSD17B14, whose product is annotated as hydroxysteroid 17-beta dehydrogenase 14. The record is from RefSeq and is a predicted model, not a curated record. Gene Ontology annotation, molecular function: estradiol 17-beta-dehydrogenase [NAD(P)+] activity. Gene Ontology annotation, cellular component: cytosol. Bases 79 to 909 code for a protein of 276 amino acids. Gene Ontology annotation, biological process: steroid catabolic process. Lineage: Eukaryota; Metazoa; Chordata; Amphibia; Anura; Ranidae. The transcript has 9 exons.